This is a messenger RNA of Gekko japonicus, 1140 nucleotides long. It is a transcript of the gene RAD9B, whose product is annotated as RAD9 checkpoint clamp component B. The coding region runs from base 1 to 1140 and encodes 379 amino acids. The record is from RefSeq and is a predicted model, not a curated record. Gene Ontology annotation, cellular component: checkpoint clamp complex. The transcript has 11 exons. NCBI's taxonomy places the organism in Eukaryota, Metazoa, Chordata, Lepidosauria, Squamata, Gekkonidae. Gene Ontology annotation, biological process: DNA replication checkpoint signaling; DNA repair; cellular response to ionizing radiation.
AUGAAGUGUGGCAUGGGGGGGCCUCUCGUGCGAGUAUUUGGAAGGGCCAUAUAUGCCUUAGCACGAAUCAGUGAUGAAUUCUGGUUUGAUCCUAUUGAAAAAGGACUAUUUCUUAGGUCAGUAAACUCUUCUCGAUCAGCAUAUGCCUGUGUCUUCUUUUCAUCUAUGUUCUUUCAACACUAUUCCUGGAGAAACUCAACUGAACAGUGUCUAAAUGAAAACAGUAUACGACUCAGGUGUAAAUUAACAAUAAAGGCAGUCCUACCUAUAUUUAGGUACUCAAAUAGUCUAGAAAAGAAUGUAGAUAAAUGCAACAUUUACACAAACUUCAAAGACUGCCAUGUUGUUUUUCAACUUUUCUGCAAACACGGUAUUGUGAAAACUCAUAACUUAUCUUUUCAAGAAUGCGAACCUUUGCAGGCUGUGUUUGCCAAACAUCUGUGCCCCAAUGUACUGAAGGUACAUUCAAGACAGUUGUCUGACAUAUUGAUUCAUUUCCCAACUUAUCAAGAUGAAGUAACUUUAUCUGUAACGCCACUGAAAGCUUGUUUCAAGACUUACGUUGAGGAUGAAAUGGAUUUCACAAAGGCAAUGCGUACUGAGAUACACCUUGAGCCAGAAGAAUUUGAAUAUUUUCAAGUUGGAGUAGACUCUGAGGUCACAUUUUGCCUUAAAGAGCUAAAGGGACUGUUGGCUUUUGCAGACAUCCUCAGCGCUUCAGUCACUGUACACCUUGAUGUUUCUGGAAAGCCUGUUGCUUUCAGCAUUGAGGACAUGAUGGUCGAAGCCAGUUUUGUUUUAGCUACCUUAGCAGAUACUGAAAACAAGGAACCCUCUCCUCAUUCUCCACGUCUUUCGCAAGGCCAGAAAAGGAGUCCUGCAUUACGGAGAAGCAAGGGGGGCACCCUGAUUCCCAGCACAGGUGUUCCAGGCCCAACGCCUGCCAGAACGACCGCAGAGGACGCUACAGCGGUGGGGGAAGCUGUGCCCACUCGCCCGGAUUACAGUGAGUUUCAUUCUCUGUUCUUUGGAGCAGUUUCAUCCCAGGAGCCAGAUACCCCUCGCGCAUUUCACAGUUUGGCAACAGCAAGUGACACUGAAGAGGAUUUUUGCAGUGGACAACUUUCCCAAUCAUUUUAG